AACAACGCAUUUACGCUAACUUUGCACUUGGGAUGUGGUCGUUGGACAUACUAGUAACACUUGCGGUCGCAGACGCAUUACAUGCAAUACACUACUAGUAUGCGAACGCUGGACUCCCUUAUCAAUGAACCAUGAGCACUGCACAGCUAAUCCCAAUAUUGCAACCUGAUUGUCUCAUUUCAAGGGGGCGACUGCCCGUUCGUCGCCGACCGGGAUGAAACCCAGGUCGGACCGCUCGUUAGCCUCUUUUCAAGCAGCGUAUCGUACCAAAAGUUUGGUAUAGUCUAGUGUAAAGACAGGAGUGGAAAAUGCUUGGAAUGAACCACGGAUGGCUAUCUAUUUCACUAAGACAACGCAAACGUUCAAAUCGUGAUGAUGAACCACCCACGACCACAGACGCCGUCGAGGGCGUUAUUCGAAGCUCUCACUUUGCACAACACUGGCAACAUCGAAUUGAAGCGUUCGUCAUCUCCACCAGCACAAGGUCAAUUGAGAGAGUUGCAAUCUUCACCAGUACAAGGUAGUUAGCAUGUCUCGCAAACGAGGUGGCGGAGAAAUCAUUGAUGUAGAGAGCGCCGCUACGAAGCAGGAGAAGGUGUUCCGUUCCAUCAAACCUGAUCUGGCCGUUGUAGUAGGUGGCAAGGAAUUCCAAGAGUACAGCCAGCAUCUCUGCUACAGUUGUGAGUACUUUGACAAUGCUCUUCGAAGCGGGAUGAAAGAGUCCUGGACCAAAAGGUUUGAAUUUUCAGACAAAGACCCAAAAGAGUGGGAAUUGGUGAGGUCCAUGCUUGUUCCUAUGGGAGUAAGGCCACGAGCCGAAGAUGUAAGCAUUGUGCUUCCGUGGUUUGACAAACUGUGCUGCUACGAGGGAGUGAAGGAGUGCGACAAGACGCUGGAGGCCCAUUUGAGAGCAGUAUUCCAGGGAAAAUUCAACGGGUCCGCUUCCUACCGGAACGGAGUACCUCGACCUACUGGUAACAUACGGCCUCUAACCGAAGGCCUUGACUUGUCCCUCCGUUUCCCUGGCAUGGGGCAAUCGAAGCAAUGCUGCUUUGAACUUAUAAGUUGCAUUUUGACAACAAACAGACACUUGUUGAAGGACAUGACGGACCGAGCAACUAUUGCGUCAUUGAUGACCACCAACGAAGAGUUCCGCAAGACUUGCUGGGCUGUCAUGAAUGGCAAUCUUCCUGCAGCAAUUGCUGCACAGCACCCCUCGGCAGAUGAGAGCCUCCUGGAAAAUGGUGUUUGGGCAGGUCUGAUUCUCUCAGCAAUGGUCGAGGCGCCAAAUGGAUACCGCUACUAGCCAUCCCUCCGAAUAUUCGAAGUUGAUCUAUGUACGGUAGCUGUGUGAACGUGUGAUCACCUGUCGAGUUUGAUGACCGGAUGCGGCAGAUAGAUGGUGGAAGGAAUCAGUUCCGGCAGUAUAGUAGGUUUACGAUAUAAUGGCCCUUUCAACUUUCUAAGCUGGCUACGGCUGUACGAACCCACCAAUCGAGUGCCCUUUCAAAGCUACCUACCAACGAGUACUCCGAGUACUCGUACAGCUCACCAAACAAGCCUCCAGAUAAAUGAAACUAAACAUUUGCUAUGUUCUCUUCCUCUG
Molecule: messenger RNA, 1606 nt
Organism: Seminavis robusta
Lineage: Eukaryota; Bacillariophyta; Bacillariophyceae; Naviculales; Naviculaceae
Source: the annotation of a GenBank genome assembly